AUGGCGGACCGAUACUCCUUCUCUCUCACAACCUUCUCACCCAGCGGAAAGCUGGUGCAGAUUGAGUAUGCCCUCAAUGCUGUAAACCAGGGUAUCACUGCCCUUGGCAUCAAAGCCACCAACGGUAUCGUUCUCGCCACCGAGAAGAAGUCAUCAUCCCCUCUGGCCGACCAGAGCUCCCUCUCCAAGAUCAGCGACAUCACCCCCAACAUCGGCAUGGUGUACUCUGGCAUGGGCCCUGAUUAUCGAGUAUUGGUGGACCGAGCACGCAAGGUUUCGCAUAGCGGCUACAAGCGCAUCUACAACGAGUACCCCCCUACCAGAAUAUUGGUGCAGGAUGUCGCCCGAGUGAUGCAGGAGGCCACGCAAUCCGCCGGUGUUCGACCUUAUGGCGUGAGUCUGUUGGUUGCUGGCUGGGAUGAGGGUAUCGAGCCUGAGGAGGAGAGCAAGACCACCGAGGAGAGCGAGGAGAAGAAGGUCAACCGAAAGACUGGCGGUAUUCACAAGGGCGGCCCCAUGCUGUACCAGGUCGAUCCCUCUGGCAGUUACUACCCAUGGAAGGCUACAGCCAUUGGCAAGAGUGCGACAAAGGCCAAGACAUUCUUGGAAAAGCGAUACUCGGAGGAGCUCGAGCUUGAGGAUGCUAUCCACAUUGCGCUGUUGACCCUGAAGGACAACAUCGAGGGUGAGAUGAAUGGUGACAGCAUCGAGAUUGGUAUUGUUGGUGCUCCUGCAGACCAUCUUCUGGGUCUUGAGGGUGUUGAUGGGGCUGUCGGACCCCGUUUCAGAAAGCUGACCCCUCAAGAGAUUGAGGAUUACCUGACGAGUCUAUGA
This is a messenger RNA of Fusarium proliferatum ET1, 834 nucleotides long. Its product is annotated as putative 20S proteasome subunit Y7. The record is from RefSeq and is a predicted model, not a curated record. Gene Ontology annotation, biological process: ubiquitin-dependent protein catabolic process. NCBI's taxonomy places the organism in Eukaryota, Fungi, Ascomycota, Sordariomycetes, Hypocreales, Nectriaceae. Gene Ontology annotation, cellular component: proteasome core complex; proteasome core complex, alpha-subunit complex. Bases 1 to 834 code for a protein of 277 amino acids. The transcript has 5 exons.